Cyphellophora attinorum is the source of this 3975-nucleotide messenger RNA. RefSeq lists its product as uncharacterized. The record is from RefSeq and is a predicted model, not a curated record. Bases 1 to 3975 code for a protein of 1324 amino acids. NCBI's taxonomy places the organism in Eukaryota, Fungi, Ascomycota, Eurotiomycetes, Chaetothyriales, Cyphellophoraceae. The transcript is spliced from 2 exons.
AUGCCGGAUAGCUUGCCUUCAGAUUUGGGAGUCCCACUGGUGAAAAAGUGGUUGUCUCAACAGGUUGCUAUCGAGGCUGAACCCGAUGCCAGAGCCGUCGAGACCGAGACAGAUCCAUCUUCUGAAAAGGGCAUCAGCACGCUGCUUUGCGAAUCGUGUGUCAGCGAGUUGGUAUACUGCGAAAAUGCUGUUCAGAAGCUCGAGUAUGUGGGCGCAGAGCAGAAGCGAAAAUGGAGAGACGUAAGGAUAAGAUUUCGCCUCUUCGGUGGAAGCUUCGAGGGGGGCAAGCUGGAGACAUGUCUAGACGAUGACGAGACUUUAAGUCUCCUUCUUUCGUCGCUGCGAAGCAUCGCAUUAGUAUUCACUUCUGGUCUGUUGCCUUCCAAGGUUGUCAAAGCAAUCAACCAAGCUCUAAUCAGCAGUGCAGGCCCGAUUUUACAUCUGCGACGUCUUUCAGGCAACCUUGCGGAUCCACUUCGUCGCCUUGUCGAGGACGCCAGCGGAGUCUUGCUACAAGAUGAUGAAUCUGCGGAGAGCACUGACACCGACGCACAGGAGGAGCCAGCUAGCCGGGAGGGUCUACUCGGAAGAGCGCUUUCAAUCAUAUGCCAUCAUGUCGACAUGCUCAUGGACUUACUGCCAUCCUUGGAGAGAAUGUAUCGGCUGAAGCACAGCACCAUGAGCAAACCGGCGCUAGCCAUCUCUUUCCACACAAGCUCAGCGGCAGCAACGUACAUCAACAACAUCCGCGAUAAAUUUCCGCUAGCGUCUUUAGAGCUAAUAAACAGACUCGGGGAGGCCAACUGGCAACGUCAUGAGCGGCUUCGAGGUAGGAGCGUGAUCGAGGCCAUACAUCCAGCGAGCAAGCCAUUUGCGCCUCAGUCCAUUUUCAAGGAUUCAGCUUUAGGCACCUCUAUCAGCGCUCCUACCCUGCGAGAGGGGUCUGUCGCAUCGCACAGCUCUUUCGCUAGUACCGUUGAGGGUGGUGCAGACAAAAGAACGAUGCUGCGCGUUCCACCCAUGCCAGACUGGACCGCCACAGAUGAGUGUCCUUUUUGCGAACAAGCAGUGUACUUCACGUCGCGUAGAGAUUGGAAAAUGCACGUUUUUGCAGAUCUGGAAGCAUACAUCUGCACCGUCCCCGGAUGCCGGAGUAUGUUCACCAGCUACGCCACCAGAAAGUCGUGGGCUUCUCAUGAAAUCAACGCCCACCUGGUGGACUUCGCAUAUCGGUGUCACAUAUGUGGGGUUAUGGUACGCAAUCAACAAAUAUUCGCAGACCACCUAAGGUCCAUGCACCCCUCUCGCGAGACCAAUACAGCUGUCGUCAUGAAGCAAGCCCAGAUGCAGGUCGAGCCCGACUUCACAACUUGCGUAUGCAGACUGUGUAAUGUGUCGGAAUUUCGCGAUGCGAGAGCUUACGCCACGCACGUCGGCCAACACCUGGAGCAGAUUGCUUUGAUCACUCUUCCCGAUACGACUGGAGAUGAGGGGUCCGGUGAGGAUGAUCGAAGUAAUGAGACUGAUGCGUCUUCAAUUGUGGAUCAGGUUCAACCGAUUUCUGAACGGUCACCCGCGGCACUUUCGAAUCAACAGAAAGCAACUGUAGAAAUGCCUGAAGUCCUUGACCGCUCCCGUGGCCAAUCGGGCAGUACCCAGAAAGUAGACAAAACCAGCUCCAAGGGUCCUGCAGUCCGCGAUCAUCACUCCAAUGUCUGGUCUUUCUCGAACCACACGGAGAAGCAAGCAAGCCGCAAGAUCAGGUCGCAGAAGCCAGAAGGUGAAGUGCGGUCAUUUUUCGAUUGCUGGUGCAAGAAGUACAAUCCUGCAUCGCACGAUGAAGGGGCUACGUUGAGAUGGAAACACGUUCGUGCCCUAAAGCGAUCCACUCACUUCAAGCAGCAUCGUCAGGAAGGCGACGUCUCCUUCUCACUGUGGCAGCAAGUUUCCAAUUACAACAUCAAUGAGACUCAGGGACUCGCUGCAGAAAUCGCAGCCUGGCAAGCUUGUUGUGUUAUACUCUUCCCGCACUUGGCUCACAGGCAGCACGAAUUGAACCCUUGGUUGAACGAGCCCUUACUACCGGACGGCCAAGAUCCUCGAGGAACCCAACUCGACAGAAAACUGUCCUCAGACGACAUCGCAGUGGUGACAAGCAAUUUGGACCACCAAACGCAGAAACAGCCCGACAUUCUAUUUUCUGAGGGUCAUUCUGUCGUCACCCAGAAAGCAGACAAUUUUGCCAGCAAUGGGCUGGGAAAUGAUGAGGAGCAGGCCUACGGUCCGCUUUCAUCAGGACACCUUCCUGCCGUCACUCAAAUAGCCAACAAGCUACGUCAGCAGUAUCCCAACAUGUCCGAAGAAGAGAUCCAGCGGGCUAGCACCGCACAAAUUCAGACAUGGCAACGGCAGAAGCGCCAGCAGCAGCAACAGCAGCAGCAGAACCCUCCGAGCCAGGAAGCACUAAAUGCAGCAAUCCGCGCAAUGAAUGCAGGCGCACAGGCGAGCAUCAACGCUAUGGGCAGUUCAGGGUUUCCUCAAGGACAGGGCAUGCCGCAGCCGACGCCAAAACAAAUUCUGCAGUACGAAGCGCAGCGCAUGCGCCUGCUGGCAGCUCAGCAGGCACAGCAGCAGCAGCAGCGAGCCGAUGGUCCAACGCCAGACCACGCAUAUCAACGAUCCCUUGGACAAGUUUUUCCAGAUCAGUUCUCUCGUCAGCCACAGCCUAUGUCAGGUCCUGAAAUCGGUCACCAACAGGCAACCAUGACAAGGCAUUCACAGACUGCGUCACAAGAUUACACAAGCUCUCUGAUACAAAAUCCCAGGGAGCAGAGUCCAUUCCGGCCCGGUUCGCGACUCUCGCCAGAUGACUUUGUGGGCAGGCAAGCGUCCCUUUCAAAGGACCCUCUUUCUGUGUCUCCGGGAGAGUUAAUGCUGGACGAGCAUGACGUUGAUGAGUCUGCCGCGCCCACUUUUCUAGAUCCAUUUGGCUCCCAGUCGCAAAGGAUCCCAUCGGGUCUGUCAAACUACCACUUUCCGAAGUUCAAUGCCGAGCCAUUGAUUCCAAUGGUUGACCACCCACUCGUCAGCCAGCAGAGCCGGGACAGCACCCCGCCUGGGUCAAACCUUGGAUCGAGGCGUUCUAAUGGUAAACACCAAGAGCCAAGCGGCACUGGCACCACCAUUGCAACCCCAGGUACCUCAUCGCCUGGUCCCUUCGACGACUACUUCCGGAAGCUCGAGCCCACCGAUAGUCCAUUCCAUAACGACCAGUCGGACAAUGUCUCCGAUGCGCCAAACAUGGACCAGCAGGACAUGUUCAACAGCGGCUUGCCAUACGAUGAUGAGUACAGUCAAGCGGUCACGUCAAACGAUUGGCAUCAAAAUUAUUCGCUCGAUCCCUUGUACACCAUACCUCCGCCACGCACGGUCCUACCUGCCGAUCUGAGUAGACGCUCAUCACCGCACAACGACCGUCCUUACAAUGAUAUGCCGCCCGUCGAUAAUCCGGGGUCCCGUACAAGAGACUCCAUGGUCGUCAACUCCAGCGAGAUCGUCUCCAGCGAUCCUAUCGAUUCUCCCCUUGACUCUUCAUACUUCAGCCGGCCUUUCAAGGCGGUCACAGCAUACUCACAAGAAGUCUCGUCUCAAAAGGUGUCCGAUAACCACGAUAACACCCCAAUUCGUCCAGUUGGCGAUACUACGAGCUAUCAAUACCAGGACUUGGGCACAAUGGGCUUACACCGCAAAUCCUUCUUUGAGGUAUCUGAAUCUGACGGUGCUGGUAAUGAUGACGCCGAAUACCCACAUCUCGACUUUGACUCCGCUUCGAAUGACCUUCUGCGGGGCGUGAUCAGUUCCGAAGUUCGCGACGUCCUCACAAACGUGACUAAGAAGCUCUCUACCGAUGAAGGCGAUGCAUCAGAAAGCAAUACUGUUGACUAUAAGGGCAAGGGGAGGGCUGAGGCAGAAUGA